UCUCGACAGGGAUUAUUCUAUUGAUAUAUGCCAGCUUACCCACAAACACUCUUCAUCUAAUCCCUUCAAAUUAUGGCUACAUUAUGAGUUCUUUAGACAAGAUUUUGGAAGCAGUCUCAACAUUAUCUAAUAUACAGGAGGCGCAAAGAGAUGACCUCCUGUUAUAUCGCGACAAGCUCACAGUGGCCCUGCACACACUACACUCUCUUUUACAGACGCCUUGCUCGUCAAGCUCAAUAAUUGAAAGCUUUACACAACACCAGAUCACUGCCAACAGCUUUGUAAGGCAGGUCGCGCCGUCUCCAGCAGCACAGUCUUCAGCCACGCCAGCACCAGCCACGAUCGCACCAGCUACAACAACACCAGCAGUACUGUCUCCAGCAUCAACAGCGCCCUCUCCAGCAACAUGUGCACUCUCCGAUGAUCCUGCCCCUAUAAAAGUACCGGAUGACGUGUUACAACUAAUGAAGAGAUUGGAAAAACAUAAAGAUGCGAUUCUGCAAUGCAUGCAAGGGAAACCAGAGUCAGUUGUUUGGAGUCGAACGGACUGGUCAACUGAGGAUCCACGGAUCGUCGAUAUCUCCCAAUCAGACACCGAAGGCAAAUUCUCCCCAGAAAUCAAUAUUCGCUGUGGGAUGAGUGCGAUAUCCUUGGCUGAUGACUACACUGAUUGGGAAAUGGAACAGAAGCUACCCCCGAACGGCAAAUCAAGAAUCGACCAGUUAAGUGAAAAUACAGGCGGUAACAGAAAAUCUCAUUAUAAGGAAUUUGUCGAUAAUAGCGACUUCAACGAUCGGCUCAAAGCUCGGAAAUACGUGGGAUAUGGCAUACAGCUUCACGUCUUCUCCAAAAUCUACAGAAGGUGCUUGGGAGUGGAUACCCCAUCGCUGGGUAUAAUCGGGAUAAUAUCGUCCUGUUUUUGGGCCUUUGUACGCGUAAGGUUCUGCAAUAUGCCACUACUCGCUCGUUUGAUCGCAUCGUCCGAAUGGAAGGGAUAUGCCUGCAACAAUAAUGAGUGGACGAUAUCUUGUUACCAGUCUUAUAAAAGAUUAAACACAUGAGAAGAAAACGUCAGAGGCCAGUUACUGAACUUGAGGAACGAGGAAAACGACAAAGACAAGGACCAAGUCCUCGGGAGAACAUGCCGAUGGACCCUACGCAAGCAGAUUUAGAUUUUCAGCAGAAUAUGAACUUCACGCCGCUUCCGGAAGCCGGCGACCUUGAACUCCCACACGUGGUUGGCCCGCAAGAAGACAUACCUUUCUCAUAUGGCCAAGAAGUCGAUUCUCCCGAGCAUCCGUGUAUACUUAUCGCACGAGAUACGAGGUCACCAUUGUUGCAGAAUUGCGUUCCGUUCGGGUAUCCGCAUGUUGUUGACCCGCAAGAAGUACCCAGAACCUA
This is a messenger RNA of Aspergillus saccharolyticus JOP 1030-1, 1401 nucleotides long. RefSeq lists its product as uncharacterized. Bases 84 to 1061 code for a protein of 325 amino acids. The transcript is spliced from 2 exons. NCBI's taxonomy places the organism in Eukaryota, Fungi, Ascomycota, Eurotiomycetes, Eurotiales, Aspergillaceae. The record is from RefSeq and is a predicted model, not a curated record.